This is a messenger RNA of Kuraishia capsulata CBS 1993, 879 nucleotides long. RefSeq lists its product as uncharacterized. NCBI's taxonomy places the organism in Eukaryota, Fungi, Ascomycota, Pichiomycetes, Pichiales, Pichiaceae. Bases 1 to 879 code for a protein of 292 amino acids. Gene Ontology annotation, cellular component: tRNA methyltransferase complex. Gene Ontology annotation, molecular function: tRNA (guanine(46)-N7)-methyltransferase activity. The record is from RefSeq and is a predicted model, not a curated record. Gene Ontology annotation, biological process: tRNA methylation; RNA (guanine-N7)-methylation. The transcript has a single exon.
AUGCCUCAAAACGAGCAGUCAGUGGAUGAGGCUCCCCAGAGCACCGAAAUAAGCACUAAGGCGCACAAGCGUCAGGUGUAUCGCGAGGAACAAGAGCUGAAGAGAUCACGUCUCAAGACCGUGACUUUCGAUGAUAAAGAGGAGAGCACACAGAUUGACCUCCCAAGGAAACGUUUCUACAGACAGAGGGCCCACUCGAAUCCAUUCUCUGAUCACCAGCUCGAGUAUCCCAACGCACCAAACGAAAUGGACUGGACCAAGCACUAUCCUGCCCACGUCGAUUCGCAAACCGGUGAGUUCACGGGGAAAGUUGAGAUUGCUGAUAUAGGAUGUGGAUUCGGUGGUUUACUUGUUGAUCUCGCUCCUGAGUUCCCAGACAAGUUGAUACUGGGGAUGGAGAUUAGAGUUCAGGUGACACAGUAUGUGGAGGACAGAAUAAUAGCACUAAGGCAGCAGCAUUUGGCCGAGAACAAAUAUCAGAACAUUUCAGUUCUGAGAGGAAAUGCCAUGAAGUUUUUGCCUAACUUUUUUUACAAGUCUCAACUGUCAAAGAUAUUCUUCUGUUUCCCUGAUCCACAUUUCAAGCAGAGAAAGCACAAGGCCAGAAUCGUCACCAACACACUGCUUUCUGAGUACGCCUAUGUGCUUCGCGAGGGAGGUGUUGUCUACACCAUCACGGAUGUUCUUGAUCUCCACGAGUGGAUGGUGGAACACUUGGACGGCCACCCAUUGUUUGAGAGAUUAUCCACCGAGUGGGAGAACCAGGAUGCAUGCGUAAGAAUCAUGAGGGACUCGACCGAAGAAGGAAAGAAGGUAGCACGUAAUAAGGGCAGCAAGUAUGUGGCAUGCUACAGAAGGAUUGCGAAUCCAGAGUUGUAA